This is a messenger RNA of Dama dama (fallow deer), 1977 nucleotides long. RefSeq names its product debranching RNA lariats 1 (gene DBR1). Gene Ontology annotation, molecular function: RNA lariat debranching enzyme activity. Gene Ontology annotation, cellular component: nucleus. The transcript has 8 exons. The coding region runs from base 146 to 1780 and encodes 544 amino acids. The record is from RefSeq and is a predicted model, not a curated record. Gene Ontology annotation, biological process: mRNA splicing, via spliceosome. NCBI's taxonomy places the organism in Eukaryota, Metazoa, Chordata, Mammalia, Artiodactyla, Cervidae.
GUUAUACUACUGGAGACUCAAUUGCAGGAGGCGGCAUGUCAAGAAAGGCGGGCGGGUGCUGAGCUCAGUCUGGUCUUCGCUGUCUGUCCUGGGCUGGCUCUGAUUAAGGGGUUGCGGCCAGCGCUCCCCUCUUCGGACCGGCAGGAUGCGCGUGGCUGUGGCCGGUUGCUGCCACGGCGAGCUGGACAAGAUCUAUGAGACCCUGGCGUUGGCGGAGCGGCGCGGCCCGGGGCCGAUAGACCUUCUGCUCUGCUGCGGCGAUUUCCAGGCGGUGCGCAACGAGGCCGACCUGCGCUGCAUGGCCGUGCCGCCCAAGUACCGCCACAUGCAAACCUUCUACAGGUAUUACUCUGGGGAGAAAAAGGCCCCAGUUCUCACGAUUUUCAUUGGGGGAAACCAUGAAGCCUCAAAUCAUUUGCAAGAGUUACCCUAUGGUGGCUGGGUAGCACCAAACAUUUAUUAUUUAGGUUUGGCAGGAGUAGUAAAAUACCGAGGAGUAAGGAUUGGUGGAAUCUCUGGUAUCUUUAAGUCUCAUGACUAUCGAAAAGGUCAUUUUGAGUGCCCCCCUUAUAAUGCAGCUACAAUAAGGAGUAUAUAUCAUGUGAGAAAUAUUGAAGUCUACAAAUUAAAACAGCUGAAGCAGCCUAUGGACAUAUUCUUAUCUCAUGAUUGGCCGAGAAGUAUCUAUCAUUAUGGAAACAAGAAGCAACUUCUUAAGACUAAAUCUUUUUUCCGACAAGAAGUAGAAAAUAACACACUAGGAAGUCCUGCUGCCUCCGAGCUUUUAGAGCACUUAAAACCUACUUACUGGUUUUCUGCCCAUCUCCAUGUAAAGUUUGCAGCCUUGAUGCAGCACCAGACCAUGGAUAAAGGACAGUCAACCAAAGCAACCAAAUUUCUAGCCCUGGACAAGUGCUUACCACACAGAGACUUUCUUCAGGUAAUAGAAGUAGAACAUGACCCCAGUGCUCCUGAUUACUUGGAAUAUGAUGCUGAAUGGCUCACUAUUCUCAGGGCUACUAAUGAUCUUAUUAAUGUGACUGAACGCCUGUGGAAUAUGCCUGAAAAUAAUGGCCUGCAUACAAGAUGGGAUUACAGUGCAACAAAAGAAGCUAUUAACGAAGUACUGGAGAAAUUGAAUCAUGACCUCAAAGUUCCAAAUAACUUUAGUAUAACAGCUGCUUGUUAUGACCCUAGCAAGCCACAGACACAGAUGCAGUUGGUUCAUAGGAUCAAUCCUCAGACGACUGAAUUUUGUGCCCAACUUGGCAUCACAGACAUUAACGUCAGGCUUCAGAAGGCCAAGGAAGACCAGCACUUGUGUGGUGACUAUGAAGGGCAGGAUGACGUGGAGGGUAAUGACUCUGGAGAAGAGCCUAGUGAAUAUAACACAGACACAUCUGCCCUGUCCUCUAUUAAUCCAGAUGAGAUCAUGUUAGAUGAAGAAGAGGAGUGUGAUGAUAGUAUUGUAAGUGCACAGAGUGACUUGAAUAUACCGUCUGUAGAACUGUCUUCUGAUCAAGCUUCUGACUUUUCUGCAAGCUUCUCUGACAUCAGGAUCUUGCCAAGUUCCAUGACUGUAUCUUCUGACAAUACAUCAGGGUCCCCAGUGUGCAAGGAGGGGAAUUCCGGUGACCCUGUGGACUUGGGGGAUGGAAAGGACUUAACCACGGUGCCAUUGAAGAGGCUGAGUGAUGAACAUGAACCUGAACAAAGAAAGAAAAUCAAGAGACGGAAUCAAGCCAUCUAUGCUGCAGUGGAUGAUAAUGAUACAGCCUGAGACAGUUUACUUGUCUUAGUAUUAUAUGUAGAUACAUGAUUUUUAAGACUAUAUUUUUAGAAUUGGAUCUUUGACUCAAGACUUAAGUUUGUAAUAAUGAAGUUACAUAAGAAGAUUUUAGUUAGGUAUUGACUUUAUCUUUAGAACUUUGUAUGUUUCAGAUGAAAAAGAUAUUAAAAUUUCAUAUAUUUACUUGA